ACUUUGAAUCAACAGUAAAAAUGUCAGGUUGAGUGGUAAAGGAAACUUAUGGAUUAAGUUUGCAACAAAAGUUGAACGAAAAAAAAUGAAUGCGAAAAUGAAUUAUUCGUUAACAUGAUUCAUUCAUAGUUUUUACCUUUUUUUACUCCAAGUGAAUGAAGUAAAAAAGUUAAGUCGAUAGUGAGCAAAAGACGAGAACGCAAGAUCACUGGAAGAUCGAGAAAAUGAAGAAUGAGUGAGUAAGGCGAAGAAAAAAAAAUCAUCUCAACUUAUUUUCAUUUACAGUUUGAAACUUGUUACUUUGCACAAACACAAAUGCCUUACAGUUUUAUAUCAUUUUAUUGCCUCCAACAUCUCAACAUGUGUUUCACUUGGGCUUGACUUUUCAUCCAAUCAUCAUUUGUCUUUAUUUUGGUUCAUUUUCAUUUUUCUCCAUUUCUUUACUAGUCUUGUGAUUUGGUCGAGAUAAGCUUUUCCGUCUCUCAAUAUAUCCUCAUCAAUCGUCAACCCAAUAAAAGUGUAAAGACAAGUGAACAAAUAGUUUUGUGUGUUUCUACAGAAACUGAGAGAAGAAGAAGAGAAAGAUCGAGAGUUCAGCUUUUCAUUUGUCAUCAGAUCUUUUUGUUUUCCUCACAAUUCCAUCAUCUGAGUUUACUCUUCACUUUGCUCACUCCAAACGUCUCUCUGUUUUUUCCUGUGAGUAUCUUGAUUGUGACCAGUUUGGUGAGAAGCAAGUCAACAUCAACAACAAUUUUCAUCAUCAUGUAACCAUUGAUUGGUGAUUAGUGAUAAUAAAAAAAGGAUUUACUCGAUACUAGACCAAAAUGGGUUAAACGCUUUUUUACUCGCAACCUUUUUUUUCUCAAGACUUUUACACCUUUUGUUGAGCAUGCUUUUAUUUACCUCAUUUCCAUGUGAAAAGUUAUCCAGGUAAACGCUUUUAUCGGUGAUUCACUUUUACUGUGCCUAUUGGAAAAGGAGAAAUUCUGUGAUAAAUUCAUUUUCUUUUGCACAUUCAAAGUUUUUUUAGUUUUUUUUAAAUUCUUGUUAUGUUUCACUUGACGGUGGAAAACGUUGAAAAGUGUAUUGCCAUUUAGUAAAAAGGAACGUUACAUUUUAGUUUUUUUUUUCGUGGUUUUCUUUUGCGCUUUUCCUCUCUAAUCAUUGAUUAUUAUGAUUAGUAAAUCUUCAAUAUCUUCUUUACCAUCCUGUGAAUCGUCAACAUUUUCUUCUCCCUCUUCUUCUUCUUCGUCAACAUCUUCUCUACCCACAUUAACCAGUAUCCAAUGUAAACCUUCAGGUUCAGAAUUGAUUAUUUACUCUUCAACCUAUCCAACAGCCUUACCAAGUAAAGAAGAUUCAAAGGAUAAAAGGAUUAGUCAAUCGUCUAAUGAAGAGGCAAGGAUUGGGUUAGCCAAGCGACCAAACAAAUUGCCUUGUGAUUCAACGGUAAUCACUUGUUCAAAUGGUGGUGAAGAGUGUAAAGAGAAUGGCAAUAAAAAUGAUUACGAGUCAAACGAUGAGAGCAAUGGGGCCAAUGAGGGUGGUGAUGAGAAUGAUGGGGAUGAAGAAGAGGAUCCAAGUGAAGGGUUUAGUGAUGAAGCCAAGGAAAACAGUGGUAAACAGUGCAAGGUAAAGUGCGAUGGUAACAGUUGUGCAUCUGGUGAGGGUAAAGAGUCGAGUAAAAAGGGAAUCAAUGGGAUCAUGAAGAGUGCAACCUCACCGGUUGAGAGAAAGAAGCGAGCUCGAGUCGAGUUUAGCAACAUAGUCAAUGAACGUCGAGCUUCCAACAUAACCUACUCGAAUCAAAAUGAUUUCAACCAACACCUCAAUCAUCCACGUCAUCAUUACCGUGAAUCUCGCCUAAGUGUUCUUAUAACAAGUUCAGCAUCAACAGUCAACAUGGGUAACCUUUCCUCUGGCCAUGGUCGCUCCUCACGACGCUACCAUUCCCAUGCAGAUUUAAACUCUACCCAAGGUUCAGGUUUGAAUGAUGAUGAGGGUAGACGUGGAAGUGAUUUAAUGAGACUCUUUACCAGACGCCGAUCCAGGUCACCAACCUCACUGUCGGCCGCCUCUUGCCGUAGAUUGCAACAACCUCGACUCAGUCUUCUUGGUAAACCGAUAGUUCCUCGAUCGAUAAAACAGCGAGACCCAAGGUACAGACGAACCCAAAUACUGAUUCACAAUUUGCUGGAAAGACCUCGAGGCAAACUAGCUGUCAUCUAUCAUUUAUUACAUGUUAGCAUUAAAUCAAGGCAAUCUCUUUUGGGAAAUCUUUCCUUCUCUUCCUCUUCCAACUUGUUCCAUUUUCUUUCAAGAUAAAUACUCAUCAUCAUCCAUGCUAUAAACGAAAAUGAUGAAAGUUCAACUUUCCAAGAAUCAAAGAGAACAACUUUUUGACCAUUUUAUCAAAUCAAAGUUUUCCAAAGUUUACACAUUUGAAGGCAAUUUUGUGGAAAAAAAUCACUGUCACCAACU
This is a messenger RNA of Tetranychus urticae (two-spotted spider mite), 2481 nucleotides long. NCBI's taxonomy places the organism in Eukaryota, Metazoa, Arthropoda, Arachnida, Trombidiformes, Tetranychidae. The record is from RefSeq and is a predicted model, not a curated record.